Messenger RNA from Lycium barbarum (goji berry), 4664 nucleotides. RefSeq names its product autophagy-related protein 11. NCBI's taxonomy places the organism in Eukaryota, Viridiplantae, Streptophyta, Magnoliopsida, Solanales, Solanaceae. The coding region runs from base 1030 to 4422 and encodes 1130 amino acids. Gene Ontology annotation, biological process: reticulophagy; autophagy of mitochondrion; autophagy of peroxisome. Gene Ontology annotation, cellular component: Atg1/ULK1 kinase complex; phagophore assembly site membrane; extrinsic component of membrane. Gene Ontology annotation, molecular function: protein kinase binding; molecular adaptor activity. The record is from RefSeq and is a predicted model, not a curated record. The transcript is spliced from 6 exons.
CUUCUUACAAUCAACUAAUUCAGCUUCAUUUGCUUCCACUUUCCUCAUUUAGAAGAAUUCUUUUCACAAACAUUUUUUUUUUUUUAAAUUGAAACAAUACAGUCUAGAAGAACAAGAAAACAUAGAACCAAGCAACAAGAUAACCCCUUUCAUAUUUAUAUUAAGGAAAAUAAAAAAACAUAGAAAAGUUUUCUUGUUUAACUUGUUCUUACUCAAUCUCUUUGAUUCUCUAUAGUUUAAUUCUCUUAAAUCUUGCUUUUACAUAUUCUGUACAUUGCCUUUUUUUUAAUAUUUUUUUGUUGGGUUUAAAUAAUCAUAGAUUUCAUCUGUGAUUUUGCUGAUGGGAAGUUUGAAAUCUGCACUUUGGUGAAGAAUUAUUUGAUGGGUUGUUGAAAUCUUGCUGAAAAUUGGGGUUUUUGGGGACUUAACUGAAAAAAGAUUGAAACUUUAGGGUCUUUAUGUGGAAUUAUUUGGUGGGGUGUUGAAAUCUUGGAGUUAUAUCGCUGAAUUCCUUUGUGGGUCCUGCUAAAGAUUGGGUUUUUGGGGACCUUGUUGAAAAAAGAUUGAAACUUUAGGGUCUUUUGGGGGAAAUAUUUGGUGGGGUGUUUGAAUUUUGGAGUUCCAUUGCUGAAUUCCUCUGUGGGUCUGCUAAAAGUUGGGUUUUUGGGGACCUUGUUGAAAAAAGAUUGAAACUUUGGGGUCUUUUUGGUGAAAUAUUUGGUGGGUUGUUUGAAUUUUGGAGUUCCUUUGCUUAAUUCCUUUGUGGGUGUGCUUAGAAUUGGGUUUAGUGAAGGAAAAGAAUGUAAAGUUGGGAUCUUGUUGGGGAAAUAUUUGGUGGGUUAUUGCUAUUUUGGAUCAAUUUGGGAGGUGUUAGUAGAUUUGAGAAAGAUAGUGUUUUGUGAUCCCUUUUGGGUUUGUUGGGAAUUGAGUAUUUGGUGACUUAUGGCAUUUUGACAUCUAUUUGAAAGAUUUGUUGGGUGAAUUCUUGAAGAUUUUGGGUUCUUGAAGUUGUUGUGAUUUGGGAUAAAAAUGAGUUCAAAUGCUUCAUCAGGUGUGGUACAAGUAGGCAAGCUUUUGGUACUUAUUGCUGAGAAUGGUCAAUCAUAUAAGCUGAAUUGUGAUGAAUAUACACUUGUUGAUGCUGUCCAGCAAUUCUUAGAAUCUGUUUCUGGGAUUCCAAUUAGUGAUCAGCUUCUUUUAUGCUUAGAUGUGAAACUUGAAUUACAUUGUCCACUUUCUACUUACAAGCUCCCAUCCGAUGACCGGGAAGUUAUCUUGUUUAAUAAAGCUAAAAUGAGAAGCAACGCGCCACCUCCGUUACCCGAGCAAGUUGAUAUGAUCGAUAUUCCUGAUCCGCCGUUACCAUCGUCCAAUCAUGAUCCCCACCCUUUGGAUGAUGCCACAGACCCCGCCCUAAAAGCCUUGCCUUCUUAUGAGAGGCGAUUCAGGUUCCACUUCCAGCGUGGUCAUUCCAUUUACAACCGUUCCCAAAUGAGGACCGAGAUUUGUGAGAGGCUUUUACUAGAGCAAAAAGUGCAAGAACGGGCGUUAGGGAUAGCUAGGGGGAAUCUUGAUCACUAUUAUGGGAUGAUACUGCAAAAUUACAAUGACUUUUUGAAGUGUUACUCGCAGCAAUAUCGUAGCCAUUCUAACUUGCUGACGAAUUUCGGAAGGGAUAUAGAGAAGUUGAGGUCUUGCAAGCUUCAUCCUGCUUUGCAGACUGCUAACCGCAAGUGUUUGCUGGAUUUCGUGAAAGAAGAGAACUUGCGGAAGUUGGCAGAGGAUUGUAGCGGUUCCCACAGGCAGUUUGAGCAUAAAGUGUCUGAAUUUAAGCUCGAGUUUGGAGAGCUAGAGCACAAUGCUAAGCAUUUAUUUUCUACCAAGGGUUCACAUCUUAUUAGGGAAGUGGAACUAGCUAUCAGAGACCAUCAGAAAUAUGUCAGUGAGCAGAAAAGCAUAAUGCUGGCUUUGAGCAAGGAUGUGGAUAUGGUCAAAAAGCUCGUGGAUGACUGUUUGACCGAUCAGUUAUCAUCGUCACUCCGUCCACAUGAUGCUGUUUCGGCCUUGGGACCAAUGUAUGAAUGCCAUGAGAAAAGUUACCUUCCCAAGAUGCAGGCUUGUGAUGGUGCAAUCUCCAAUUUGGUUGAGUUCUGCAAGGAUAAAAAGAACGAAAUGAACAUUCUUGUUCAUAAUUAUAUGCAAAAGGUAGCAUAUAUCCAGUACACCAUCAAAGAGAUACGAUGCAAAUUUGCUGUUUUCCAGGAAGCUUUGAGGCGUCAAAGUGAUUUAUUUGAGCACUUAAAAGUAGUCCGAGGGAUUGGUCCUGCAUACAGGGCAUGCCUUGCCGAAGUGGUAAGAAGAAAAGCUGCAAUGAAACUAUACAUGGGAAUGGCCGGUCAAUUAGCUGAGCGGCUUGCAACCAAGAGGGAGGCAGAAGUUCGUAGAAGAGAGGAGUUUCUUAGGGUAAAUAGUACAUUUAUUCCCCGGGAUAUUUUGGCUUCCAUGGGACUGUAUGAUACCCCUAACCACUGUGAUGUCAAUAUAACUCCUUUUGACACUAAAUUGCUCGAAGUUGAUAUCUCAGACAUCGAUCGCUAUGCUCCUGAGUAUCUAUUGGGAAAGCAUGGGACCUUGAAGAGUCCACUUUCCAUGUCUAAUGACGGUUCCCAGUUAGCGGAAACUGAGAUAAGUGACUUCUCUGAGAAUAUUGAUUGUGAGGAAUUACUUCAGGGCUCGGAGGUUCUGGAUAUUGCUGGAACUAGCAAAAUGGAAGUGGAAAAUGCAAAAUUGCGGGCUGAACUUGCUUCUAAAAUAGCCUUUAUGUGUUCUACCUGUCCUGAAUUUGAUUAUGAAUCACUUGAUGAUAGUAAAAUUGAUAGUUUACUAAAAGAAGCAAGAGAGAAAACUUCUGAGGCUCUACAUCAGAAAGAAGAGUAUGAAAAACACCUUCAAUCUAUGCUUAAGGCGAAGCAAAUUCAAUGUGAAUCUUAUGAAAAACGGAUUCAAGAGUUGGAACAGAGGUUGUCUGAUCAUUACUCGCAAGGGAACGCACAUUCUGCUGAUGAGGGUGUAUCUAACUUAACUGCUUCAGCUGUGAAGAACGAUGACAACAAAUCAGAUGUGUCAGGUGUUGGAGAACCUCACAUGCUACAUAUGCCUGCUGAAGUCAUGGAUGAGGUUUCUAGUUCAUCAAAUAUCCAACCUGAUAAUAUGGCUGAUUCCUCUGGUAUGUUAAACCCUCAGUUGGAUUCAUCUAUGCUAGAUCCACAUCGUGAUGAAGAGCAUGAAAACCUUCCCGUGAAAGACAAGAAAGAUAUGGCACUUGCGACAAGUUCCAUGGCUGAGAGUAUAUCCCAGCCUCAGACCGACAUGCCUUCUGAAGUUACUGCUGAACAAGAUUCGGAGGCUAAAGCUAGAGAGGAUCUUCUCCUGGAGUUGCAAGGUGUCCUGGCUGAUAAAUCAAAGCUACUGGAUGAAAGCGAAAGCAAGGUGAAGUCCUUGACAGAGGAGGUAGCUAAGCUGGUGAGGGAUUUGGAGAUCAGAGGGAAGCUUCUUGAUGAAUCUCAGAUGAAUUGUGCUUAUUUAGAGAAUUGCCUUCAUGAAGCAAGAGAGGAAGCUCAAACCCAUCUAUGUGCAGCUGAUAGAAGGGCCUCAGAGUAUAGCUCAUUGCGUGCUUCUGCAGUCAAAAUGCGCAGCCUCUUUGAAAGAUUGAGAGCAUGUGUAUUGUCCGGUGGUGUGGCUAGUUUGGCUGAGUCCUUGCGUGCAUUAUCUCAAUCAUUAGCCAAUUCAAUCAAUGAAAAAGAGUUCGAUGGCUCAGCUGAAUUCCUCGAAUGCAUCCGAGUACUUGCUGAUAAAGUUGGUGCAUUAUCAAGGCAUCGAGCAGAGCUGGUUGAUAAAUGUUCCAAGGUUGAUGCUGCAAAUAAGCAGGUAUCAAAGGAGUUGGAAGAAAAGAAAGAAUUGGUAAAUACCCUCUACAAAAAGCAUCAACACGAGAAGCAGGCAAACAAAGAGAAGAUAUCAUUUGGGCGUUUAGAAGUCCAUGAGAUUGCAGCAUUUGUCCUCAACGCGACUGGAAAUUACGAGGCUAUCAAUCGGAACUGUCCGCGUUACUACCUCUCUGCAGAAUCCGUUGCUCUGUUUACUGACCAUCUUCCAAACCGUCCAAGCUAUAUCGUAGGGCUGGUUGUGCAUAUUGAACGACAGACUGUGAGGGCCUCACCCUCAACAUCAUCAGUUCGAGCUGACCAUGAUAGAGAUCGUUUAGAUAUAAUGCUGACUUCUGACACAGGAACCAGUCGUUUGUCCUUGAAUUCAGGAUCAACUACGAACAACCCAUAUGGUCUACCUGUUGGCUGUGAAUACUUCGUCGUGACAGUAGCCAUGUUACCAAAUACCACUAUUCAUUCACCACCACCUUCCUGAUCUGAUGAAUGGAAAAUGAAAGAAAUGAAGGAAGAAAUCAAAAUUGUACAGAAUGAUUUAUAUAGUUAACUAGUAGUACUCUUCUUCAGAGGGAUUCUUUGCUUGAUUUCCUAUUGUACAGCUGAUGAUGAAAAUCAAUCAGAGCUCUUCUUCCUGUGUAUAUUUUGCUUUUUUCUUAUAAACAUGUGAAUAUUCAUCCUUCUUUUAUUAGUGCCUUUAAUCAAACGUUUGAUGAUACCUCA